AUGGAGACGAUUAGUAGAUUACCCCGACGUUUGACCCAACUCUACUCCGACACCAAAACCACCUGCGAUGCAGUUGUGGAGCAAGAUGCAAAAGACACACCAGAGUCGCAUGCGCUGCAUCGCAAGUUCAGAAUACAAAAAGACAGACUCAUAACAUGGGGCGUCGAUUGGAGCGACAGCUCAAAGGGCCGUCCGGGCGACAUCGACGAGAGUAUAGAAGAGGCAGGCAUGACGGAAACGGUCACAAGCGUGCUGCGAACGAUCCAGGAGAUACUCGAUGAAGCAGAGAAGAUGCACCCGGCUGCACCUGCUGCUGGCAGAGGAAAGACAUUGUCUGGAGAAAAGAGCCGGCCUGACCCUCCCUCGUGGGCGGCCGCCGACAAGUCACGUUAUGAGGACCUCAUCAAGGAUCUUACAACCUCCAUCGAUAUUCUCUACGAUCUCUCACGAAACCGAAGACGCCAAAGAGGUACUGAGCGUGGUCUAAGCCCAGGAAAGGCUACACUCUAUCCUCCUACAUCCACCCCAGUGUUUCUAUCUACAGAGUACAACGCUUCCGACCUGACGCUCGUCAACCCCGCCACUUUCCCACUCAACGCACAUGCACCGCCGUCUCAUCUUCCUCCAAAGCUAGAUCCUUCCGAUCUGUCUCUCCAUCCUGAGGAACCUCCGCCUUACGAGAGCGUUGGUACCACUUCAGUGCGAGUUAUCGGUCAUUUACGGUCCCGAAACAGCUCAACGAACCCCUGGAAACCCAACGCUGGAAACCUAGGGACUGCUGUUCUGGUAGAUUAUGCAAGCUAUGACCCCACAUAUCGCCUCACUGAAGUCUCUCCACCAACAGAGCGCCUUGAAGAGCUUUUGUCGAUACUGACAAAGUUAGCCAACAACCACUCUUUCCACGGCACACUCAAGUGUCUUGGCUACUUUGAGGACCCCAUACAACCACGCUUUGGUCUGGUAUUCGAAUUACCAACCUCUGUCUACUCCGGACCUGCUGAUUCACACAAAUCAAUAGACGAGUUGAAGCCAGUCUCUCUUCUCAGUGUACUUCAGACAGGUUCAAGGGAUUUGCACAACCCCAACAGUGCCAUACCACCACUGGAGGAUCGUUUCCGUCUGGCUUUCACACUUGCUCUGACCUUUAGCAAGAUUCAUGGCGACGGCUUUGUCCACCAAGACGUCAACAGCGAUAACAUAAUGUUGUUCCGGAAGAGCAAGCAGCAAUCUGCCAAUAGUAGAGCAUUGCAGUACUCUUUGCGAUCGCCUGUUAUAUGCUCUUUCGACCUCUUCACCGACUUUGACAUCGAGAAAGCUAAUGCAACCUCGAUACCCAACAUUUACCGUCAUCCAGCGGACCCCAAGGUCACUGGGAUCAAGGGCCGAAGCUACGAUGCCAACUUCGACCUGUAUGGUCUCGGGCUAAUUCUACUCGAAAAUGGCUUGUGGAUGCCACUUCGAGACCUGUGGAAGCAGAAAUACAGGCUGGCUGAUUUCAAGCAGCGGAUAGAAGAAGUUUAUAUCCGCAGGCUCGCCUCCAAGUGUGGCACAGCAUACAUGCAAGUGGUACGCGAUUGCUUUUGGGCAGCCGAUUCCAAGGACAACAGCAGAGCACAUGUUGCGCAGGUGUACACACGCAUUCUGACCAGGUUGCAACGCUGCUGUAUGCUCGAUGAAUCUGAGCCUGGCUUCGACUUGAGUGAGCUACGACCCGGUGUUACGCCGAUUCAACAAGCACUUCCACCAAAGCGUAAGAGCCUCAGUCAGCCCCAGAUUGCAACAGAAAUUCAUUCAAGCCCUUCAUACAAGAAUGCAAAGCGAUGGGCACUUGAGAAGGGAUCACAGGCACUGGAAAGAACAAAGUCUCUGUCAAAGAAGUCACCAGAUCUGUCAUUGACAAGGAACCCGUCACGAGGCUCACAACAUUCUAUUUGUAAAAGUAUUUCUGAAAGUCUGCGCAUAAUGAGUCCCAAGCCGGACGCGCCUGAGAUGGAAUGGGAACAAAGAAAUCCACUCGAGGAAUCAGGCACCCUCAUUGCAACCCCGCCAAAUUCACAAGACCGCAGUGAUACGUCAUCGCUAUAUAGAGAGCGUGUCGUAACUGCCGCAUCAAUUAUCCAACGCGCAUGGCGACAGUCACGCAAUACACCAAAACAACAUGCGACCCUUGAAGACUACAAGGAAAAGGCCUGUAUCAUCCAAAAAGCUUGGCGACAAACGAAGCAGAAGCCAACAAACAACACUGUAUCGGCGCUAGUCACUAAUGGGAUGCGCCAUUGGCCGGAGGCUACUCUUGGAUACCCAACACCCGAACCUGAAAUUCAGAGCAGAACAGUGGACUCGAGUGAGAGCAUGAUCACUUCCUCAACUCAGAUUGAAACAGACAUGGGGCCCAUUGCGCGUCCAAAGCUCCGUCUCUUCACUGUCAAAUUCACACCAGAUAUAGUGGAUGAAUGGCAUUCGACCAUGCUACCCCGCCUCGAGCGUCUUAUUGAGCGUGCACUGAAGGAUUCCGAAGAAACAAUCAGCAUCGACCUUGUAGCUACCGGAGAGGUAUUGGAGAAAGCCAAGCCAACAGUCUUCGUCACAUGUAGCAGUGUCGCAAAGGUCAAAGCUAUCCUUGGCCGCCGCUUCCACUACAACGAAAACGUCUAUGACCUCAAAGUUCGACGAGGAAAGAUCAGGCGGUCAAAAAUGAGUCGCUCUUCGCGUCGCACUCGGCCUCCCCAUCGAUCCAUGAUGAAUACCGACUCUUAUAACGCCGAUAUGGCUGUCAUGAACCCGUACCAUCAGCAGCGGCCGCUUUGUGGGGCGUCGAUAGGCGCUUUCAAUGGUCAGCACCUUCCGCCUGUGUCGUACGGUGGAGUGAUCCUCGUCGACGAUGAGCCAUUGGGUAUGAGUGUCCAUCACCUGCUCGAUGCGCCAUCCGACGAUGAGAGCGACGCCGGAGAUGAUGACAUUGACGAUCUUUACCCAAGCGACACGAUGCUGUCCAGUGCAGCAAACAACCCAUGGCUAAUGGGUAUGGGUGCACAACCAGGUCUUCACUUGGAGUCUGAUGAGCCUGCCAUGAUGUGGGAUCUCGAACUAUCUGAAGACGAGGAAGACUUUGGCAGUGACUGCGAAGACGCCGAAGAUUACUACGAUAGCGAAGAAUCCGACGACGACUCUUCUCAGGAAAUGGCCUCUUCAACCAUCUCCCACGCCACCACCGGCGACAUCGACGGCAUCCUCCCCGGCCACGGCUCCUCAAUCAAAAUAACCCAACCCGCCAUCGACGACGUAGACCCAGACUUUUUCCCCGAAGAAGAAGACCGCGACGACGACCACCUCUCUUCUCACACCCUCGGCCACGUGUACGCCUCGUCGGGCAUCCGCCGCUGGAACCGUGGCGGCAUCCUCCACGAAAUCGACUGGGCCCUCUUAAAACUAGACAAAGACCGCCUCCAACCUUACAACAUCUGCCAAGGCGGGCGCCGCUUCUGUCCCCCAUCAACAGGCCCCAUGCCCCCCUCCCAGCGCGCAAUCGCCGCUAAACUAGCUUCCCCAGUGAACCGCCGCAAGUACACGGCCGACGAAGACGAGUAUCCCAAUGGUGUAGCCCCAGCCUCUGAACUCGGCGGCAUGAACGUCCAUUGUUUCGGCCGCACAACGGGGUUGCAAGGGGGCAUGGUAUCCAGCACAAUGUCCGCCGUUCGCAUCUACCACCGUAAAUCCUUCUCCCGCUCCUGGCACGUCGCCGGCCAAUUCGGUGUUGGCGGUGACUCUGGCGCGUGGGUUGUGCAGAAUGGUCAACAUAGGGUUGUGGGUCAUGUUCUUGCGUUUUGUCAGAGGAAUCGCAUUGCGUAUAUUUGUCCCAUGGAGGUGCUGCUCGAGGAUAUUAAACGCACGUUGGGUGCUAGACGCAUCUUUUUGCCAGGUAGCAGGGAACAUGUGGAAGGGGGUGUGAGGGGUAGGAGUUGUACGGCGGUGGAGGUAGAGCGCGGGGUUAGGGGGUUGGGCCUGGGGCUCGGGAAUGUGGAUUCUGCGGUUGAUGUUAGGGAGAGUUUGGGGAGGAGGGAUGGGAUGGGUGUACCGGUGCCGUCGCCGGCGUCCUCGGAGCAGGUUGCCAUGGUUGUUGGUGCGCCGCCGACUACAAGGGCGCCUGUUGCUGCUGCCGGGUGGAGACUUGGGCGUUCGGCGGUGAGGGGUUAG
This is a messenger RNA of Pyrenophora tritici-repentis Pt-1C-BFP, 4194 nucleotides long. Its product is annotated as TT-ORF1 multi-domain protein. Gene Ontology annotation, biological process: protein phosphorylation. The record is from RefSeq and is a predicted model, not a curated record. Gene Ontology annotation, molecular function: protein kinase activity; ATP binding. NCBI's taxonomy places the organism in Eukaryota, Fungi, Ascomycota, Dothideomycetes, Pleosporales, Pleosporaceae.